CCAUGGCGCCGCCCGCCCGGCUCACACGUACAGCGGUUAAUAACGCCGCCGCUCUCCCGGCCGUCGUGCGGGACGUUCAGUCAGCGUGUUGCUCCGCGCGCCGUCCCCCAGACAUGAGGCUUCGCCGUCAGCUGUGAGACGAGGACCGCGGAAGGACGCGCGCAGGUCCGAGCGUCGCGCACCUGCGCGCCGGAUGGGAGCGGAUGGAGGGACAUCGCGCCGCAGCCGCCGUGAAUAGAGCGUCUCUCCGGGAUUAGAAAGGGUCACCGGGCGGAGAAGCGACGAUGCCCCGCGCCUCGGUCCGGCACUCCCGGCUUUUGUGGCGGCGGCGGCGGACGCCAGGUGCCCGGUCUCCCCCGGUUCAUCUCCAGUAGCUUCACCCCACCACCACCCCCCGGUGUGGAUAGGAUAACAUGACUUCCUGGUUCCGCACAUACGUCCGUCUCCUGCUCUGCUGCGUGGUGGUCGCGUCCGACGCCGGUGACAGUGCGUGUUGGUCUCCCGGUGUCACUUCUUGCGCAGAGUGCCUCGGACGUGGACCGCAGUGUGCCUGGUGCUUUAAGAAGGACUUUUUGGUGCCGAGCCAGCGCUGCGACUCGCCAGUGAAGCUGUUGAGGAGAGGCUGCGACCGGGAGUUCAUGGAGCAGUCGGAGAUCAAGGUGGAGGUCGACGCCACCGCCAGCAGCACACAAGUGUCCCCACAAGACAUCAGCAUCACCCUCAGACCAGGUUCGGAGGCCAGCGCCAUAGUGGCCGUGAAGCAGCUGGAGCGUUAUCCAGUGGACCUGUACUGCCUCGUUGACGUAUCUGCGUCUAUGCAGGAAAACCUUGAUCACUUGAAGACGGUCGGUGUGGCGCUGUCCUUUCGCAUGGCCGAGCACUCCUCGGACCUGUGGCUGGGUUUCGGCUCCUUUGUGGACAAACCGGUGUCCCCUUACAUCAAUGUUCACUCCUCCAAGAUUGACAACCCCUGCAGUGACUACGAGAUCCGCUGUCGUCCCGCCCACGGCUUCCACCACGUCCUCAGCAUGACCAGUAAUAUGAGCGAGUUCACACGUGUCAUCAAACGCCAGCGCAUCUCCGGAAACAUGGACACGCCUGAGGGGGGACUGGAUGCGAUGCUGCAGGCCGCCGUGUGCCAGAGAUCGGUAGGUUGGCGACCAGACGCCAAACGCCUGCUGCUGCUGAUGACCGACCAGCCGUCUCACCUCGCCUUGGACAGCCGGCUGGCAGGGAUCGUGACGCCACAUGACGGCCUGUGUCACCUGGAAAACAACGUCUACACGGGGAGCACUAAGAUGGACCAUCCCAGUGUGGGUCUGUUGUCUGAUAAGCUGCUUGAAAACCAUAUGCACUCUAUCUUCGCUGUGGAGAAGCAGCAAUACCAGUGGUACGAGGAGUUGGUGCGUUUGCUACCUGGCUCCUACCUGGGGAAGUUGGGCUUCUUCCAGGCCCCGAACCUUAUAGAGCUGGUGGUGGACGCGUACAAGACGUUGCUGUCGGAGGUGGCAGUAUCAGUGUCGGUGGAGGACAAGGCAGCCAGCAGGUACUGGGUGUCCGUGUCUCCUCUCUGUCCCGAUGGAUCCACCGUGAAGGACCAGAGUUGUUCGGGAGUGAUGCCCGGCCAGACGGUUUACUUCAACAUCACUAUCGGGAUGCGCUCCUGCCCUGGCAACGGCGAAGACGAAGAUGUAACCGUGAUGGUUCGACCCGUGGGCUACAACGAAUCCACCGUUAUCAAGGUCCACUCCAAAUGCACGUGCAGUUGUGGAGCCACGAGGCGCUGCUACGAAGAAAGCCAAUGCGGAGGAAGCUCCGGUCAAGAGCAGGAGCUGGAUCAGGGACUCAUAAACGACGCCGACGGGGAGUCCAGCUGGAAUUGCAGACGGGAUGGGUCCGAUGUGGACUGCAGUGGUCGGGGAGCGUGUGAGUGCGGGAGGUGUGUGUGUGACCAGACCAGGCUCGGCGCCGUGUACGGGAAACACUGCGAGAUAGACGACUUCUCCUGCCCGUACCGAGGGGGACUGCUGUGUGGAGGGCGUGGCACGUGCGUGUCAGGUGAGUGCGUGUGCGAGGACGACUGGACCGGCGAUAGCUGUGGUUGCCCCGUCUCCACGGCAACCUGCCAAUCGACAAAAGGCCUGUUGUGCGGCGGGCGGGGCAGAUGCGUGUGUGGCAGGUGCGUCUGCGACGACCCCCGGCGCUCCGGAGACUUCUGUGAGAGAUGUCCUGCUUGUCAAAACAGCUGCCAGUCGUACUGGAAGUGCGUGGACUGCCACUUGUCUCACGGCCUCGCACAGAAAGAGGCUGGACAUUGCAACAACACCUGUGCACCACUGGUGGGCUACGUGGACGUUGUAUCAGGCCAAGCAGAGGAGAUGUGGAUUCAGUGCAUGUACAUCAGUAAUGACAACUGUCGCCAUCGGUUUCAAACAAGCACACGGGCUGGUCAGGCUCAGCUUCAAAUCAGCACAAGACCAGAGUGCGGCAACAACAGCCGGCUGCUUGGAACAUUCCUGAGUGUGUGCGCCCUGACGGUGCUGUGCGGGCUGGUGGUGGUGGCCGUGUCCCGGCUGCUGCUGCAGAAAAGAGGCCUGUCACCAGGGGGCACUGCUGCAGAGGGACCCUACCACUGCCCCGGAAAGGACCUGUCAUUCAUCCCAACAACCAAUGAGAAGACAGUUACUUACAGGAGAGACUGUCCACCUGACCGACCCUUGGAGAUGCACAUCCAGGUUCCCAAGAUGCCCCUCUGUGACCCCUGGCAGUGCUGAGUGAAGGUCAUUGGACAAGUUCGGAAAGAAGCCAGUAGAGACACUCGGGAGAGUCAAGUAAAGACUUAUUUUCCCAGCCUCUAAAUCUUCAAACAGCUGCACGGGGAGAGACUGUGAAUGAUGAACUAAACUUUGAAUGCCUACACGGAAUCACAUUCGUUAAAUGAACUGACCAAACUCUCGUAGACUGUGACUAAUGAGGCCAGUAUCUUGGAAUUCAUGAUGAAACAAAGAGCACAUAUCACCCACCUCCUAUUCCUCUGCAGCAACGGGGAGGCUGCUUCUUCCACGGGGUAAAGGGUGAUCCUCCUUACAUCCUUGUUUAUUAGCCAUGCAGGCAAUAGCUGUGUGUGUGUGUGUGUGUGUGUGUGUGUGUGUGUGUGUGUGUGGGUGGACCAGUUAGACACACUUGUCCUUUUUACUGGCUCACUAUUUAUGAUUCAAUAGCAACUACAUCACAACAACACUACAUGUUGGACAUGUUGGACAUUUCUAGGACUGACACUCCAAAGCUCCCACUGAACCAUCUGCCUGCAGGGUUAGUCUGCCCUCCUGUGGCCAGAUUGAAGUACAGCAUUUUGUCUCUAAUAAUAACGUCAACACAUAACUGACCUCAGCUGUACUGCUUGGAAUUUAAGUGACGGAGCGUGCCAAUGACAGUGUAUGGCUCCUUUUUUUCCAUUUCAUUCGUGGCACACUUGUCUUAUAGUUUCUUUUUUUAUUUUGUGACUGCUAACCGAUCAGCUCCAUUGCAAAUUGUUGUUACUCUAUAGCAUUUUUAGUUUCAUGUGUAUUUUAUAAUCAGGGUGGACUUGCACUAGAACAGUUGUUUUGCAUUAUACUACUGAAACCUGGGGUGUCUCUGGAGUGGGAGAGCUGUGAUGGGCUUGAAAUGAGCGGUUUCCUAUAUUUUGGGCAUUUGAAGGCAUCGAUCGACGGCUACUUAUUAAGUGCAUUUAAAGCUGAUGUAACAAAUCCACUACACUGGAAUAACAAUUAUCUAAAAUAACCUGUUUAAAAGAAUUGAACGUCCCAAUAAUUAAUUGCAACAGUAUCAUAAAAUGCUUUGCAUGCGGCCUCACUAACCGACAGAACCCAAACCGGGUCUCCUGAUCACCCCAGGAGCCGUUACUGACGAGUUGAGACUCAUCGGCUCUCGAGGUACUAAAUCAGUUCCACCCCUCAUGCGCUCCGUCAUCUGGACCCAGAGUGCCGGUUUUAAAUUGUAUUCAACACAAUAUUGUUUACAGCAACAGCUGCUCUCUUUUACUGUAAGUCGGGAACACUAAUUAUUAUUUAUUGUGAUUGUUCUAUUAGUUUUUUAUUUAUGUUUAUUGUGCUAUUUUAAGAUGAGGCUACCUGCAUUACAGGUAGUGGGUACUGUGUGAGUUUAUAAUUCAGCAAUAUGGUCAUAAUCAUCUCAUCUGACUGGGCACUGAGUUUGGAAUAACAACAGCACUUUUCUGUGUAUUUUUGUUGUCAAUUAAUGUAACUAGUUGUAGCAUGAAUGUUUUCAUCACAAUAAAAUUUGCAGGAUUGUUUUAGUUGUUUUGUAGUAA
Molecule: messenger RNA, 4333 nt
Organism: Gasterosteus aculeatus aculeatus (three-spined stickleback)
Lineage: Eukaryota; Metazoa; Chordata; Actinopteri; Perciformes; Gasterosteidae
Gene: itgb8
Product: integrin, beta 8
Biological process (GO): cell-cell adhesion; cell migration; cell adhesion mediated by integrin
Cellular component (GO): integrin complex; focal adhesion; cell surface
Molecular function (GO): integrin binding
Source: RefSeq, a predicted model, not a curated record